AUGAAGGACGGGCAAGGCGACAUAUCCGGACCUAUUGAUGUAACUUCGCCGCAGUCGCCUACAAAUUUAUCACAUUCGCCGUCCUCGAAUUAUAACAAUGCAGCAUCAUCUGCUUGUUCAAUGCAAUUUGGUGGAUUGAAACGUAAAUCCACCGUCUCCUACUGUGAUAACAACGUGGAUGCCGCCGAAGCGAACGACUCAAAAUUAGCCAACGGAAGUGCAAGAGAAAAUUACGCCAUGAAAACUUUCGAUGGUAUACGUGCGCGUACAUUCGAAGAGGUUUGGUUCCAAAACCGACGCGCCAAAUGGCGUCGCCAGGAGAAAUCGGAAAGCCUCCGCUUGGGCCUCACUCACUUCACUCAACUGCCACAUCGUCUUGGUUGCGGCGCCGGCGGACUGCCGGUUGAUCCUUGGCUAUCGCCGCCACUACUUUCGGCUCUGCCAGGUUUCCUUUCGCACCCGCAGACCGUCUAUCCCAGCUAUUUGACGCCCCCACUUAGUUUGGCUCCAUCCAAUUUGACUAUGAGUAGCCUGGCAGCCAUGGGUCAUGGGCCACAUGGCCCGGCUAUGCAUCCAUCACCUCACACCGGUCAUCCAGGUGCACCACCACCGCCAUCGGUACUAAGCGCUGCUGGCCACCCUGGUCAUCAUGUACAAUUGUCACAUUUAUCACCACAUCUGUCACGCAUGUCACCACAGAGUUUGGCCACAAUGCCACCACAGCUGAGUUCAUCAACUCCAACAUCGUCCAUAUCGUCAUCGUCCGUAUCAUCGUCAUCUAUGACAUCAGCGAUUGCGAAUGCUGUCGCCCCAGCGUCCAUUCCUUCGAGCGGUGUGGGCUUAGCAGCGCUUUCGCCGCUGUCGUCCAGCAUAUCUGCGCUGCCGCCACCUCUAGCAGCCGCUUCGUCUGCAACCGCGCUCAAUUCGUCAUCACCACCACCACCACGCGCCACUCCAGCAACUAAUUCGGAGCAGUCACCACAAAAUCUCACCACAAAUAACGAUGCAAAUGAAGCCAUGCUCGUGGGCAGCAAUGGCGGCAAUGGAAAUGGUAGUAGCAAGUGCAGUGCAGCAGCCAGCAUGGAAUUGCUUGAUGUGGGACGGGAUAGCCCACCGCCUGGUCAUGCGCUGAGCAGCAAUGUAUCCGCCAAUGCCAUCAGUCGGCAGUCGCCAAUUUCGGCAAGUCAACCGCAGACAGCGGAUAUACGCUCCAAUUCUAUAGCAACGUUGCGCAUCAAAGCGAAAGAGCAUUUGGAAAGCAUCAACAAAGGACUGGCUAUGGUCUGAACGGUGGGUGAACAUGCAACCCACAGCUCGCUCCACCCAGCGGCAGUAAUCGGAAAGAGUAGAUACGCACACACGUCAACAUGCUUUUCUGUUUAAAAUUGCAUUUGUAAUUGAUUUGUUGGUUUGCAGCAAUUAGUGAUUUUAAUUAGUAAAUAAUUGUCGUAUUUUAAUAGGAACCAAAUGUAAGCAAAAUCAAUAUGCACCUAAACAAAACAAGUAUGUACAUAUACAUAUAUGUAUGUAUGUAUGUAUAUGUAUGUAGAAUACUAUGUACAUAUGCUUAAUAUCCAUUAGUCUAUAGAACUAGCCUCUAGAUAAAUUUUAGGAUAAAAUUCUGCCUAUGAGGGCGCCUCUGUGCUGUAGUACUUAUUAUCGUAUGAUAUUUGAAAUAAAUGCACAUAUGUACGUAUGUACAUAUGUACCUUCAUACGAACAAGCUAUGUAUUUAUAUUGCAACUGUGCUAAAUGUACUGCUUAAAUCAAAAUAUUCUACUGAUACAUAGUAUGUGUUUCUCAGUUCCAUUAAUUUUAGCUCUUACAACUACAUAUGUACAUAAUAAGUACUCGUAUGUUUGUAUAAUUAAAAUUAGUAGAGAAAAGAAUCUCGCAAUUAUUGUAAAUAUAAAAGUUUUUAAUAAAAUGAGUAUGUAAUUUAGUAAUGUUUAGUAAUGUAGACGACACCUACAUACAUAAUUAUGUGUGUAUGUAUGUAGUUAUUGUGAAUACACAUUCCAC
Molecule: messenger RNA, 2022 nt
Organism: Rhagoletis pomonella (apple maggot)
Lineage: Eukaryota; Metazoa; Arthropoda; Insecta; Diptera; Tephritidae
Product: retinal homeobox protein Rx
Exons: 3
Coding region: 1-1287 (428 amino acids)
Molecular function (GO): DNA binding
Source: RefSeq, a predicted model, not a curated record